Molecule: messenger RNA, 1365 nt
Organism: Gossypium arboreum
Lineage: Eukaryota; Viridiplantae; Streptophyta; Magnoliopsida; Malvales; Malvaceae
Exons: 6
Coding region: 1-1365 (454 amino acids)
Molecular function (GO): zinc ion binding
Source: RefSeq, a predicted model, not a curated record
AUGGCUGGGAAUCAUAAGGAUGAAUUUGGUUUGCUAUGGGACUAUGCUCAUGAGUUAAGGUCAAAGAUACCAGGAAGCACUAUAAAAAUGGUUGUUCAAAGGGUGACAGCAGACUCCCUUCCACAUUUUAAGAGGUAUUAUGUGUGCUUUGAUGCACUAAAGAGAGGCUGGAAAGUGGGGUGUAGGCCACUCAUUGGAUUAGAUGGUUGCUUCCUAAAAGGCCCAUUUAAGAGUGAAUUUCUCACAGCUGUUGGAAGAGACGCAAACAACCAAAUGUUCCCUAUUGCAUGGGCUGUGGUUGAAGUGGAGUGCACUGAUUCAUGGGGUUGGUUUCUCAGUCUCCUAUCAACUGAUUUGGGCUUGGAAGAUGGGUAUGGGUACACAAUUUUCAGUGACCAACAAAAGAUUGCAAAGUGCACGACUGAGAGGGAGUGGGAAGAUCUAUGUUUAGCACUGGAGAAGAAAGAUAAGGAUGUUUACAAUAAUUUGAUGAAAAAGUCUCCAAAGACGUGGACUAGGGCAUUUUUGGGGACUACUUGUAAAUCAGAUAUAGUUGAUAACAAUUUGUGUAAAGCAUUCAAUUCAAGUAUUGUCGAAUCUAGGUUCAAAAGCAUUAUCAGAAUGCUUGAGGAUAUUAGGACCAAGAUGAUGACUAGGAUAGUACAAAAAAGGAAGUUAUGUAAUGGAUGGAAGCAAAAUUAUGGUCCAUUGGUGAAAGCUAAGUUUGAUGCCAACAAGAAGGACUGUGUAGAGUGGCAACUGAUAUGGAAUGGUGAAAAUGGAUGUGAGUUGAGGAAAGGAAGUUAUCAGUAUACAGUGGAUCUAAGUCAAAGGAUAUGUAGUUGUAGAAGUUGGCAAAUAAGUGGGAUUCCGUGUUCCCAUCCCAUAAAUGGGCCACAUGAUUGGGAAAAAACUGGUAUUCAGCCUGUGCUACCUCCUAUUGAAAGGAAGAUGCCUGGGUGGCCCAAAAAGAAUAAGAGGAUGGCUAAAGAUGAACCCAAAAAAUUGAAGCCUGGUCAUUUGAGUAGGAAAGGUCUACUCAUGACAUGUACUCAAUGUGGCCAACAUGGCCAUAACAAGCCGUCUUGCAUAAAUUCGAAACAGCAAGAUGCCCAACCACCUAAACAAAAAGGGAAAUCUUCCAUUAAAAGGUCAACUACCUUAGAUAAAUCUAAGGGAAAUCUUCCAUUUUUUGCAUCUAGUAGAACCACAAGGAGCAUGACGACAGCUUCAUGCCAAUAUGGUACUGGACAAACUUCUUCAACACCCAAGUUGCGAAAUAACAAGCGAAAGGCUCCUCUCGACCAUCUGGGAACACAAGAAUCAGUUGCAGGAAAUACGAAACCAUCUCGUGACAGCUCGUGA